This is a messenger RNA of Polistes dominula (European paper wasp), 838 nucleotides long. It is a transcript of the gene Arl6, whose product is annotated as ADP ribosylation factor-like 6. NCBI's taxonomy places the organism in Eukaryota, Metazoa, Arthropoda, Insecta, Hymenoptera, Vespidae. Gene Ontology annotation, molecular function: GTP binding; GTPase activity. The record is from RefSeq and is a predicted model, not a curated record.
CUAGUCUUAAAUAGAUAAAACUAGACUGGACGCUAUCACGACAAAGGGUAGAAAUGGAUUAUUGAUGUUCAAUAAACACAACAAAAUCGGAGAAGAAACAAUGGGGUUAUUGGAUCGUUUAGCUAAUCUUCUAGGCCUAAGAAAGAAAGAAGUAAACGUUUUAGUAGUCGGCCUUAAUAACAGUGGUAAGUCGACGGUCAUAAAUAAUUUCAAACACGAGGAUGACCGUUGCAUAGACAUAGUGCCCACGGUUGGGUUUAAUGUCGAAAAAUUCUCAUUCAAAAAUGUUAAUUUUACCGCGUUUGAUAUGUCGGGUCAUGAUCGUCACAGAUCCUUAUGGGAACAUUAUUAUAAAGAAUGUCAUGGAAUUAUUUUUAUUAUUGACAGUAGCGAUAAACUGAGAUUAGUUGUCGUUAAAGAAGAAUUAGAUAUGCUACUCCAACAUCCUGACGUAGCAGGCCGUAAAAUACCAAUCCUUUUUUUGGCAAAUAAAAUGGAUCUACCGGACUCAUUAACAACUGUAAAAUUAGUCGCAGGUCUUGGAUUGGAAAAAAUCCAGAAUAAACCAUGGCAUAUACGAGCAACAAAUGCAGUUACUGGUGAAGGAUUACAACCGGCAAUAGAAUGGCUCACAGAUCAAAUUCGCGAUAUAUAUAUUAAUAAAAGACAAUAAUUAUGAAUGUAAUUAAUAUUCUUCAAUAACGUUUAAGAUUAUUUUAAAUAUUUUUAUUCAAAGUAUCGAUGAGAAGACGCAGUAAACAGCGUUCAUGUUUUAACAAUGUUAAAUUAUAAUAUUAUUUUAAUUACAACACGAAUCCGUCCAAAAGAUUAAAAUUAA